Messenger RNA from Penicillium griseofulvum, 2085 nucleotides. RefSeq lists its product as uncharacterized. The coding region runs from base 1 to 2085 and encodes 694 amino acids. The record is from RefSeq and is a predicted model, not a curated record. The transcript has 15 exons. Lineage: Eukaryota; Fungi; Ascomycota; Eurotiomycetes; Eurotiales; Aspergillaceae.
AUGUCUGCCGACGAAAACAACAAGAAAGAAGAAGAUCCAACAUUCCUGCGCGUGCACAAAUAUGACCCAAGCACACAUGCGACAGGCCAGAACCGUCUCAUCGGUAUUGAUAAUUACGACGAGUUUGAGACCAAGACAUUAGCCGAUCUGAGAAAGCUUUUGAUAGACCAUGGAGUCUUUUCUUCUACAGAUGUCAAGAACUUCAAAGUGAUUGCUGGUGAAAGUGAAAAGCCGCCGGCAGAUGGGGUCGGCCAGUUGAGCGUCUACUAUAUCCAGAAGAAGACUCGCACAAAUAUCGAUGACGAGACAAAGGCAUUCCUCAAGAAUCAACUAGAUCUCAACCUAAAGGGUCAAAAGCUGUCCGAGGCAGACGCGAAACUGCUUGAGGCUUCGUUUAACCAAGCGCAGUGGAUGGCCAGCUCAGGAGGCAAGCUAAGUCAUGCUGUUGAUCUCAACGAAACGCAGUGGGAUGCUAUCACACGAACUAAUUGCCUCCUCAGCGGCCACAGGAUGGUGGUUUAUCAAAAGAGAAAAGCUAGUGAUGACCACAAGGCUGCAAAAACCGAAGUACCGGCCAAGACCACAGAGAUGAAGGUCGAGCGCAGCCCAUACAGCGCCUUUCAAAUAAAGCCAAGAAAAUUCGAGAAGUGGGAGAUUUCGGAACCUAGUACAUCCACGGACUCCGAGUUACCAGAGCUUCAAUUCAGGAUCCCUCGUUUCCGAGUCGACGACGACUCAUACGUGACCGUCUAUGAAACGCAGAACGCUUUGGAGUCUUCACUUGCAACUAGCUCGUUCUCCGAGACGUCAGUGGAAGCAUCCAUCGGCGCUAGCUUCUGGGGUGUAUCUGCAGCAGCGAAAGGUGGAUUUGCUGCUGAGAGCAAGGAUGAUUCGGUGGCUGCAACCUCCGCAAAACAACAGACCAUGCACAUCGCUUACAAGUUUCCGCGUGUUACUCUCUACCUCGACCCAAUUGGUCUUGAGGUUACCGAAGAAUGCAAGCAGGAUAUUCUCGGAGUCGUGGAUAAGCAGAGUCUAAUCGACUUCAGCAACAAGUACGGUGAUAUCUUUCCGCAGAGGGUCCAGCUUGGGGGUGUCCUCAAUUCCAGCGUGGCCAGUCUUGCUAUGAGCAGUCAGACUAAGGAGGCUAAAGCCAGGUCAUUGAAAAUCUCGGCCGCUGCCUCAUUCUCGUCAUCAUUCGCACAGGCAUCCGUCAGUGCAAGCCAUGGCCAAGGUGACAGCUCAAACAAAGAUGAAUCAGAGAAGGAUCUCACGAACUCAAUGGCCUGGGAGGCAACUGGGGGUGAUACAACGCUAUGUAACAACCCUUCGGCGUGGUGUGCAACAGUGGGUGAUUACUACAACUGGAGAGUGAUUGACCAAUGCGACAUCCUUCCACUCUACAAGGUGCUCGGCUCAAUCGCUGGUUUUGGAGAUGUCGAAGAUCGAUUCAAAAGGAGCGCCAACAACGCAUACCAACUGUCACGCGUCAAUUUCAGCUUCAGUUUUACCGACGGAGUGUACAAGUGGCCUCUAUCACUCCUAGAUGAGACCCGUCCUCCUAUCAAAUUUGAGGAAGAUUUCAAGACAAAGCAGCUUCAAUCUAAAGAAUGGCAACAGAAGAGGAAUGAUCUAAUAAGUGAAGUCUCACAGUCGGGGUUCGUUCCAUGCUUCGUCGGUGAGCCUAGAUAUCGAAACGUUUGGACGAUGGAAUAUGCAAUUCCUAAAGGUGGAGAACAAAAGAUACCGGCAAACACUUUUGCGAAGAUCCAAAACCUCAGCGAUCAGCCCGCUCGCCGUUCAUUAGCCGUUAGCAAAGAAUUGCCGGGUUACCCUUCCCGUUGGGUUUAUCAAUCAAGCUCCGAGAAUGAAGAUACCUUCUGCCUAGAGCCCAUCGAUGUGUCAAAGCCCAAGUCCACAAUAGAGAACGGCGACCGUGUAUUUAUCAAGUCUUCGGAGGGCCUAUACAUGUUCCGUGACCUGUCGAGUGGGUAUAUCGCUAUGAUCAGUAAAACUGAGAUGGAAAAUCUUGGCUCAGAGCACUCUUACGCCACGUUCGUCUUCGGGAAUAUCAAAGUGAAUUAA